Molecule: messenger RNA, 1560 nt
Organism: Annulohypoxylon maeteangense
Lineage: Eukaryota; Fungi; Ascomycota; Sordariomycetes; Xylariales; Hypoxylaceae
Product: Di-copper centre-containing protein
Exons: 3
Coding region: 202-1386 (394 amino acids)
Molecular function (GO): oxidoreductase activity
Source: RefSeq, a predicted model, not a curated record
CCUGUCGACAAUGUUCGGUCGAUCCGUCGCUCCCUACAUAAUGAAUACUAAGUGCCUGGCGCCGCAUCGGAUCGCGCUCUUAGUGCAGCCAAGAAGACAGCUCUCUGUCUCAUCGAUAUAAUACCGUUGAUCGCCAUCGGUUUUAUCCAGCUUUCUCGAGGGAAAGUUCACAGCAUCAGCGCCGCCUAAUCUCUACCCAACAUGCAUCUAUUCGGGAGUUCGAUCGUAUUAUGGGCCUGUGCUGCCUGGAUGAGCCAGUCGGUAUUAGCCGGGCCAGUAUGGUGGAACACUAACCAUGCUGGUGGAAUACCAAUGCCAAUCGACUUUAGAAAGUAUCAACUUACAUAUCAAAAGAAUAUUAGGAGGUCCUUGGGGGUAGGCGGUUGUACGAACAGGAAUAUCGCCGUUCGAAAGUCAUGGGAUGAGAUUGAUGAUGUAACGAGAACGGAUUACAUCCGAGCUGUGCAUUGCCUUGCCGCGAAGCCACCAUUGAUGGAUAUGCAUCUGGCGCCCGGUGCCGUCAACAGACUCGAUGAUUUCACAUACAUCCACAUAAAUCAAACCAAUUUUAUCCACCAAUCAGGCUACCUAUUGCCAUGGCACCGCCUAUUCCUCUGGCAAAUCGAGAAAGCGCUUCGCGAAGAAUGCGGUUACAAGGGGACACUUCCGUACUGGGAUGUCCCGCGAUUCUCGGACGACCAGACCAAGUCUAAAAUCUUCGAUGGCUCCGCGACGAGCUUUGGAGGCAACGGCGCAUUUGUGCCUCACGGUCCGAAGAAAGUUAUCCUCCCCGGCUUAGCUAUCAGUAACUUCUCGCUACCGAAACCGGCCGGCACGGGAGGGGGUUGCAUCACGGACGGACCAUUCCAGAACUUCAAGAUUAGCUUAGGUCCUGUCGCAAAAGAAGUUAUUGACCCGGCGAAUAAAUUCGGAUACGAGCCGAACUCUCGGUGUCUGUCGCGUGACUUUCAUGAGGGUUCAAGCAAGGGCGUGUUAAACUGGGCCAAUGCAACGGCUAUCGUGGCAUCCAAUAAUAUCAAAGAGCUAAGGAAUAAUGUUGAGAAGCUAUGGCACCUCAACUCGCACACGUUCGUCGGUGCCGAGGCGGCGGACCCAUUCAGCACGCCUAAUGACCCAGUGUUUUAUCUGUUACACGCCCAGAUUGACCGCCUCUGGGCGAUAUGGCAAGGCCAGGAUUUAGAGCAAAGGACGUACGCUAUCGAUGGGAAUAGGACAUUCUUAGGCCUCGCGAUGGAUUAUGCUCCGACUGUGCCGCCAAGUCUAGCGACGAUCGAAGAUCCCAUGGAUAUGGGUCUAGGCUGGCACCCGAAGACGAAGGAGGGGAUGCAAAUGACGGCGGGUGGGAGGUGUUAUAUUUACGAGUAGAUCCAUCGUCAGAUUAUAUUUCCUUAUUCGUCCUAUACAUAAUGUUUAUUAGAUACCAAUCAGAUACACGAGACAUGAACUAUCCACACAACCCCAGAUUUAAGGUCAUUGGCAAUGGUAACACAAAGUCAUAUUUGAGAGUGAAGCGAAGCGCAUCUAGUCGCAAGGAUGUGG